This is a messenger RNA of Vitis riparia (riverbank grape), 1259 nucleotides long. Its product is annotated as Holliday junction resolvase MOC1, chloroplastic-like. The record is from RefSeq and is a predicted model, not a curated record. Bases 52 to 927 code for a protein of 291 amino acids. NCBI's taxonomy places the organism in Eukaryota, Viridiplantae, Streptophyta, Magnoliopsida, Vitales, Vitaceae. The transcript has 6 exons. Gene Ontology annotation, molecular function: crossover junction DNA endonuclease activity.
CCCUCCUAAAAAUCUGAGGCUGAGUGAGUGGCAGUAGCAGAAACUCCUUAGAUGGACGCACUCCAAAUCCACCCACACAGCCUCUCAUCCUCCCCCAAUUUCAUGAACCCUAUCUCCAAAAUCACACCAAAACUUGCCCUCUCUGCUCCUAAAUUUAGGGUUUUCUGUGCAACUUCCCUCAAUUCAACCAACACCCAUGAUCCAAUUCCUGCCCCAAGUUCCACCGGUACUGUUUUGAGGAGCAGUGGUAAGGCUAGGGUCAAGGUUUCUGAUACUCAGUACAGAGAAAACUGGCUUGCUUCUCUCUCUUGCCCCUUUCCAGAUGAGAAUGAGCGGCCAGGAAUUCGAAUGGACUCGGCUGAGAGCAAUGCCGGUACCCAAUGUGUUAUUGGGAUCGACCCAGAUAUUUCUGGAGCCUUAGCGCUGUUGAAAACCGGUGAUUCUGGGUGUUCUGCUCAGGUAUUUGAUUCUCCUCACUUGCAAAUUCUUGUUGGCAAAAGAGUUCGAAAACGUUUAGAUGCCAAAUCUAUAGUUCAAUUGCUUCGGGGUUUUGACGCUCCAAUUGGAACUAUAGCAUAUAUAGAGCAGUCAAUUCCUUAUCCUCAAGAUGGGAAACAGGGGUGGUGGAGUGGUGGAUUUGGGUAUGGAUUAUGGAUUGGUAUCUUAGUUGCCUCAGGAUUUUCUGUUGUUCCAGUACCAUCUACCUUAUGGAAGAAUGAGUUUAAACUGUCUGGAAACGGCACAAGUAAGGAUGAUAGCCGGAGGGUGGCAUCCACAAUGUUUCCAUCUAUGAGUUCUCUAUUAAAAAGGAAGAAAGAUCACGGCCGAGCUGAAGCUCUACUGAUCGCUGCUUAUGGCAAAGGACUGAAAAUGAAGUCAGACUUUCCAUGCAUCUCAGAACAAUUCGAAUCGAUCCCUUACAACUAGCAAACUGCCCCAGAUCCAACUCUAUUUUGCCACAGCAUUUUAAUUGCUGCUGGGGUGUUCAUCGUCUUUGGAAGUAUGAUGGAAUGUGAAGGAACGGUGGAUGACCCAGAUCGAAAGAUUCCAUCCUUUCAAAAACCUCAAUUGUUGUAUCAGAUUUAAGAAGACUGGAGUCAUUUAAAGUAUUCUUGUGGGCUGGAAGUUCCUAUUAUGUAUGAGUUCAUUGUAAUCUAGCUUACUAGGGAAUUUGCUAAUGGAAGAUAGAUCUUGUAUUGAAAAAUCAUCCAUUCCUGUGCUUACCAAAAAUUUUAUACCUGUUGUUCUUGUUAUUUGGA